GAACGCUACAUUUUACCUCCAAUCUUUUCUUUCUCCCAUUCUCUACUCUUCCUCUUAACACUGACACCUCUACCACCACCACCAACACCAACAUUUCAUUAGAUCUCUUUCUUCGUCUUCGUCUUUUUCUCAUUCUUAGAGCAACAUCAUGAGCACAAUUAUUCACAGCUUUCAGAAGAGAAGCUAUUUACCCACCAUGCCCACCUCCACAAACCAAGCACUCCCAGUCUCACAAUCUGACUCCUCCAAAGAACAAGUCAGCCUACGCAGAAGACUCUCCUCUCUCUCCCUCAAAAUCCAACCCAUCUCUGCCCCUGCCACUUCAUGGGCUUUCCGAAGGUCAAAGUCUGUGUCUUCCAUGGGAGAAUAUGCUGGCACUUCCAUAAAGAAAUGGUGGGACUGGGGCUUCUCUUGGAUCCUCUCAAGAAAGCCCAUUUUCGCCAAAGAUCUAGAAAUGAAUGAAGAAGAAACUAAGAUGCUCGGUCCUCAAAACAAAGGUAGCUGGAGACAUGUUUUCUAUAAGGUCAGGUCCGAGAUCAGAAAGCUUGUUGGCUCUGACCAAGUUCGUCUUCCUCAAACCUACAAGUACAGUUCCUAUGAUUACUCCAAGAAUUUUGACAAUGGAAGUAGAACCUAAGGUUUACAAUGGGGGUGUCAAAUUAAAGUUGCUGAAACCUUUGAUGGAAAAUAAGGUUCAAGAUUCAAAUCAAGAUUAAGUCUUUUGUAUGCCCUUUUGCUUAAUUUUCUGUUUGUAUUUUUUUUUUUAUAAUUCUUUUUCAUUUUUUUCGUUAAUGUUCAUCCUUGCAUGAAGAUUACUGGGAUCUGUAAUUAGACAAGAUAUUCUAUUAUUAUGUGACAUUGUUUGAAAGGUGAAUUAGAAGUGUCUGUUGGUUCAAAA
Quercus robur (English oak) is the source of this 898-nucleotide messenger RNA. RefSeq lists its product as uncharacterized. Bases 149 to 637 code for a protein of 162 amino acids. The record is from RefSeq and is a predicted model, not a curated record. NCBI's taxonomy places the organism in Eukaryota, Viridiplantae, Streptophyta, Magnoliopsida, Fagales, Fagaceae. The transcript has a single exon.